Messenger RNA from Cynara cardunculus var. scolymus (artichoke), 959 nucleotides. RefSeq lists its product as uncharacterized. The coding region runs from base 101 to 679 and encodes 192 amino acids. The transcript has a single exon. Lineage: Eukaryota; Viridiplantae; Streptophyta; Magnoliopsida; Asterales; Asteraceae. The record is from RefSeq and is a predicted model, not a curated record.
AACCAUAUCAAACACAAAUCCAUCUCAAACUCAAAACUCUUCUCACAAAACCAACCAUUUUUCGAUCGAUUUGUAAACCGAAAAGUUCAUCAACUUAUACAUGGAUCCACUCAGAAUACAGGCCUACAAGAUUCAUGCCAUCAAGAAGCACAAGAGGCAACAGUUCAUGGGUACCAUUCUACUAUACACCAUCUCAACAUUAGCUUGUACCUUGUUGUGUUCUAGUCCCUUAUGGUAUCCUCCGUUUUGCGCCACUUUCAACGUCGUUUUCUUUCUCUUCCUCCCAAAGAUAUGUUCCUUCUUCUUCACUAGCAAGGUUUUGUUCGUUGUGGGCAACCUCAUUGUCGUCUUUCUCGUGGGAGAAUCCAAGUUUUUCGCCUCCAAGUCUACCCCGGCCAAUUCACAUGCUAGCUACAGUGAUGUUUGUUAUGACAAGUACAAAUGCAAGACCCAAAACCCUCAAGUUUUGCCAAAGAAAGGGACGGCAAAAGCGAAAAGUUUCAGUAUCAAUGAUGACGAGAAAAGAUUGGAAACGGAAGGCGAAGAGAAUGUAGAGGAAGUAGAACAUGAGGAUUUAGAGGUAAAUUUGGGUGCAGAAGAGUUGAACAAGUUGGCUGACGAUUUUAUUGCCAGGAUUAACAGGCAAAGAAGACUUGAAGCUGAAGUUACUAGGGGUUAAGGAUCUAACUUUCUGAUGUAUAACAUGUUGUGAUCGAUAACCUCGUGCACUGGCAACUUUUGAUCGUAACUUUUAUCGAUCUCGAAGAUGAUUGGUUCAUAGAUGUUGGGAGUUAUAUAGUAUAAGCUAAUUUGGGUGUAUUUAGAUAUAUAAUUCAAUAAUAUGUUCAUAAAUUUGAAUAGAACAAUUGGUUUAUGUAAUAAACUUGAAGCACCCUUGGAUGGAUCAACCAUGAUGUUCCUACUUCUUUAUGUUUAUACUGCCAAUGAGAUUUGGCUCG